This is a messenger RNA of Exophiala viscosa, 810 nucleotides long. RefSeq names its product 26S proteasome regulatory subunit N12. Gene Ontology annotation, cellular component: cytosol; nucleus; proteasome regulatory particle. The record is from RefSeq and is a predicted model, not a curated record. The coding region runs from base 1 to 810 and encodes 269 amino acids. Gene Ontology annotation, biological process: proteasome-mediated ubiquitin-dependent protein catabolic process. NCBI's taxonomy places the organism in Eukaryota, Fungi, Ascomycota, Eurotiomycetes, Chaetothyriales, Herpotrichiellaceae. The transcript has 2 exons.
AUGACUGCGUCUCUUGAUUCGACGUUGCAAUCGCUUCAGCAAUCCCUCAGUCAUGGAGACUCAGGCCAAGCGAAGUCACAGAUACAAAAAGCUAAGCUGGCUCUUCUGCAACACAACGCCCUCAUACCCUCCCAACAAACACCUGUAGCCACGCUAGCGACAGCACGAUCGAUACUGGAGGCUGGCGCUCUUUUUUCCAUACGGUCUAGAGACCCGGAGUCUUUCGUGCGAUACUACUCCCAGCUACAAUCAUUCUAUGACUUUCCGGGUCUGCAGCGGACGCCAUCUCAGAACCGAUCCAAGAUCACAGGUCUUUACCUGCUACUCCUCCUGAGCCAGGGUGAUUAUGCUGGCUUUCACACACUGCUGGAGACUUUGAUCGUGGCAGAAGGAUCAAACGACGUCUCGUCCGUGGAAGAAGACCAAUACAUAAGAUACCCGAUCGAGCUGGAGAGAAGUCUUAUGGAGGGAAGCUAUGAUCAAGUAUGGAGAAAGACAAACGGUCGGGACGUCCCAGGCGAGGAAUUUGCCUUGUUCUCUGAUAUUCUGAUCAAGACGAUCCGAAACGAAAUUGCCUCCUGCGCUGCUCGCUCGUACCCUUCUCUCCCCAUUGCUUCGGCCAAGAAUCUCCUCUUUCUCGACUCUGAGGGCGCAGUUAUGGAUUUUGCCCACGAACAAGGCUGGAGUCUUGAGGACGGUCGGAUCCAGUUCCCGGGCUUGGAGGAUGCGAAGAACGCGGAGGAAGGCGACCAGAAAGAAGUGAUCCACCAUAUGGUUGGAUAUGCAAGAGAACUGGAGAUGAUUGUGUAG